Populus euphratica (Euphrates poplar) is the source of this 965-nucleotide messenger RNA. RefSeq lists its product as uncharacterized. The transcript is spliced from 5 exons. Bases 123 to 512 code for a protein of 129 amino acids. The record is from RefSeq and is a predicted model, not a curated record. NCBI's taxonomy places the organism in Eukaryota, Viridiplantae, Streptophyta, Magnoliopsida, Malpighiales, Salicaceae.
UUUGAUAAAAGACCCGAAAGAAAGUCUCGGAGGUAGUUCUAUCUUCUACUUCUUCCUGUGUUCUCUGUCACAGCGAGUUCAAUUAUCAUUCAUGCACUGAUAGAUUCAGAGUAGAGAUAGAUAUGGCUUAUUAUUACUUUGAUGAUAAGUCUCGACUAAAUUCCUUUUUUACCUUUUUCUUUCUAUUGUUAUUACUAUUUAUCAACCCUUCUUCAGUUCUCUCCAAGUCUCCUCGCCCGAUUACUGAUGUUGAGGUCAGGCAAAUUAAGAAUGAGUGCUAUGCUGAUAUAGAGAGUGGGCUGUGGGGUCAACAAUGCAAAACUUCGAUGACAGCAAAGGAGAAUUGCGCUUUGAAGUGUCUUUCUCCAAUUUGUUAUGAGCUUAUAUAUGAGAGUGAUCCGCUUGAAGAAGGAGAGAAAGAUUUCACAAGAAGUCAAGAGUACAAGUACUGUAUGUAUAAGAAAUCAAUGGGAGAGUCCCUGGAGGGUAUUAAGGGAGCCUUUGACAUGUAGUUGGGUCUGUUCUGUAACAUCUGCUAUCAUUGCUUCCUCUCCAUAAAAAAGCACCCAAAACAAAGAACGGAGAAAGAAAAGUAGACUAAUCUGCAUAUCAAUUGUUUUCUCAGAGAAAAUCCAUGUGAAUACCUGUGUUCGUGUUACAAGACACUAUCUUCCUCUCCUUCAAUCCUUUAAUUGGUGUUGCCGAAACAUAUUCCAGGUUACUUCUGUAAUGGAUAAUCCCACCACAACUCCUGUAUAAUUCUGCUCUUUUUCUAGUUUUUCAUGAUGGUUUAAUAGUUAUGUUACUUGAAGUUCAUUACAGAAAUGCUUUCAACUUAAGGCAAUUUUGCUAUUCUAAAGAAUAUUAGCAGCCAACCAUAGAUGGGAGGCUACCUUUUGUAAUUUAUCACUUCCAAGACCAAAAGGAGUAGCAAAACUAUGUAAGCAUUCUUCCAAAUUCUGACA